Molecule: messenger RNA, 351 nt
Organism: Symbiodinium pilosum
Lineage: Eukaryota; Dinophyceae; Suessiales; Symbiodiniaceae
Source: the annotation of a GenBank genome assembly
GAGGAGCACGAGGCUCAGCUGAACAUGGAGGCUCGGCCCAUGGCGGUCAUCCAGGCGGACUACAUGGGGAUGCUCAUUCAGGAGGAGCACGAGGCUCAGCUGAACAUGGAGGGCAUCCAGAUGGACUACAUGGGGAUUCUCUUCCAGGAGGAGCAUCAUCCGUCAUUCCGAAACGCCGGGUCACGGGUAAUUAAGACGUUUGCUGAUAUAGUGGCACUGGAUGGUCUUCGUGCUAUGCGUUUGGACUCCUGUGAUGAUGCAAGUGACUCGGAUAUCUCAUCAGAUGCCGGAGAGUUUGAAAACUUGGACGUGGACUUUGAUGAGGGAAUGUACGUUCCAGAUGAGUUCUCU